ACCUCGAGCCUUGUGGUAUGGCGGGGAGGGCCCCCCCAGGAAGCGACGCGCUGGCGGCGCUGACGUUGCGCCGCGGUCUGUCGGGACCCGUAGGUAGCGAUGGCCGCCGCGCUGGCGGCUCCGGGCGGCGGCGGCGGCUCCGGCUCCGGGGCGCCGGCGGCGGCUCGCGGACCGGCGCUGCGGGAGGGCGCCCGGGUGUCCGCGCUCUGCCUGGCCUGGUACGGGCUAAGCGCGGGCGGGAACGUGGUGAACAAGCUGCUGCUGGGUGGCUUCCCGCGGCCAGUCACCGUCUCGCUUUUCCACAUCCUGGGGCUCUGCGGCCUCUUGCCGCCGCUGCUGCGCGCCUGGCGCGUCCCUCCGGCCGGGCCCGCGCAGCUUCCGCCCCGCGCCUACCCCCGCUACAUCCUGCCGCUCGCCUUCGGCAAGUACUUCGCCUCCGUGUCGGCGCACGUCUCGCUCUGGCGGGUGCCGGUGUCCUACGCGCACACAGUAAAGGCAACAAUGCCAAUAUGGGUGGUUCUGCUGUCAAGAAUUAUAAUGAAAGAAAAACAGACUACAAAGGUGUAUUUAUCACUGAUCCCUAUAAUCAGUGGUGUACUGCUGGCUACAGUCACUGAACUCUCUUUUGAUAUGUGGGGACUCAUCAGUGCUCUUGCUGCUACACUCUGUUUCUCACUUCAGAACAUCUUCUCCAAAAAGGUGUUGAGAGAUUCCAGAAUACAUCAUCUUCGGCUGCUAAACAUACUCGGAUGUCAUGCUGUGUUCUUCAUGAUCCCAACAUGGGUUUUGGUGGAUCUUUCUUCCUUUCUAGUAGAAAAUGACUUGAGUACAGUGUCCCACUGGUCCUGGACUUUAAUGCUGCUCAUAAUCAGUGGAUUUUGUAACUUUGCCCAGAAUGUCAUCGCCUUCAGUAUUCUUAAUUUAAUCAGCCCAUUAAGUUACUCUGUUGCAAAUGCCACAAAAAGGAUCAUGGUCAUUACAGUUUCCCUUAUAAUGCUUCGAAAUCCAGUCACCAGCACCAACGUUCUUGGGAUGCUGACUGCAAUCUUAGGGGUAUUCUUGUAUAACAAGACAAAAUAUGAUGCAAAUCAGGAAGCAAAGAAGCAGCUACUUCCAGUUACAACUGGAGACCUUAUGAAUCUGGAACAUCACUGGAACACUCCAGAAAAGUCUCAGAAUGGACUCAUGAUAUUCGCACAACAUGGAGAUUACCAGUAUGGCCGAGCCAAUGUCUUGACAGAUCACUUCCAGUAUAACAGGCAAAAUUAUCCAACGACAUACAACUUAAACAGAUAUGAUAUAUAGGAUUCUGAUAAGCAGGUAUAGACUGUAACAGUUGCCCCAGAAUUAUCAGAAACUUCUGGCAUGCUCUUGAAUGUAAAGCUGUAGAUUGUAUAGGUUCUUCAGAGGGGAAGAUGCAUGUGUAUCAAAAGUGGUAUAGAUUUUCAUUUUCAGCCAAGCAGGUUUCUAAACAUGAAGCAAUUAUAUCAGACACUGGAAAGGAGUGUACAGUAGAAUUUCUUGUACAGAGAUUCUGGUGAAAUGCAAGUGUAAAACUCCAGCGUAAAUAUUUGCUGUCAUGUUUUCAGAGCCUGUCAACUGACUACUGUUUUGGCAGUAAAAAUGUAGCCAGUAUUUCCUUUCCAGGCUAACAACUUGACCUUUAACUUGUGUUUAAUUUUAUUUUUAAUGCUACAUAGUUCAUUACUUUCCAAAUGAAAUUUAUGAAACUUUUGUAGAAAGUGAAACUGUGUAUGCUCCUAAUUGGUGUUAGCAGGGCUUGUCAGUUGGAGGAGAGUUGAUUUGUGUGUCUAAAAGCAGAUUUGAAUUUCAGUUGCACAGGUUUAAAAUGUCAUGCUGAUAUUAAGUACCUGUUGGAGAGUCUUCACAUUCUUUGAUUGAUGAAGUUGUGUAAAUGUUUCAGUAGUUACUCUUCAUCUGACAACAGAAAACACCUUGCCAAAUAAAAAUUAGUAUUUGGAACAAGGCUGUUUUCCUGUGACUUCUCUGCACUUGUUUUUGUAACCCUAGCUUGUUGCCAUCCUGAGUUGGGAGACACUUACGGAUUGUUUUUUCUUUCUCGCUUUCUUUUUAUUGGGAGAAUUAUACUCCAUCAUAUGACUUAUGUUUCAUGAAUGUGGAUUUGGAUGUAUCACAUCCCUUCUAAUUGUCUACGAAAUCUAUUUUUUGGCCUCCAAUUAUAUUUUAUGUUUUUCUUCCACAAUAGUUCUAGUAGCACUAAGUAUGUUCUGCCUAACUUGUAUGUUCAGAUGAGUUAUGGAAGUUAACGUUUAUACCCUUUUUUCCUCCUGUAGUGCCCCUGGCUUGAAUAAUGAAUUAUGAGAAAUUGUUCUUGAGUCAAGAGUGAAUAUGUAAAAUUUUGAAGAAUGGGUAUUGAAUUUUCUGUUUUGCACUUUUUGCAUAAAUGAGGGUGCUUUGACAAAACAUGAAGUUUUGUUAAUGAGUUAUGUCACAUAUUGUGUGUGAGAGAGAAGUGAAGCCAUAUGAGCUUUGGAGUAUAGAAAACUAUUUUUGGCAAAGAUGAUGAUCUUCAGGUCUUGGAGGAGGAGCCCAUCAUAUAGUGGAUUGAGAUUCUGGCAGGAGAAGUGCUGGGCGCAUUCUUGCUGAUAGGUCAUUAAACAAACACCAGUGACUGACGUCAGUAGUGAUGGACAUUAUACAAAAUACUCCCUCCCCAUGUAUUCUUUUCAUGAAAGAUGAUUGCCUUUUAGAAGCAAGAUAAUUUUGUGGCUUUCUUCUUGAUUAAUUAUUUACAUACCUUUUUAUUUUUAUUUUUUUUUCCUGUAAGUGCAAAGCUAAAUCUAUUCCCAGUCUGCUAGAUGCUUGUAGAAAUUCCCAGUGUAAUAGUUUUGUUGAUGUGUCUCAAAGGAGAUAAUGAUGCAUUCUCUGGAGGCUGGGCCAAAUUCAGUCAUGGUGUAUGAGCAGAACUCCACUGAUGUCAGUGGAGGUGAAUGUGUUCAUGCUAGUAGGAAAUUUUGCACUUGGAUGUUUAAUCUGUAAAACUCAAGGUUCAGAAAUCAUUCUGGAGACCCUUCCCACACAACUGUUAAACCAGAAUUGCUUUCAUAGACUCUGGGCUUCAUUUCUUUACAACUGUUAUUUCAUAUUAACAACAUGCAAAAGGGAAAAAUACAGCCAGUGGAAAGACUGACGUAAUGUAUUUCUAAGGCACCCUUUUUAAUAUCUGAGUACCAUUGCAUAAAUGCAGAAGGAAGGAUGAUCUUGUGGUUUAAUACUCUGGACUGGGACUCUGGUUCAGUUCCUGGUUCUGCCGUAAACUUCCUAUGUGAACUUGGACACAAAUCACUUAGCCUGAAGUUUUCAGAGGAAGUUAAGAGAGUUAGAAGCCAAAUUCAGUUACACACUCAGCUCCCAUUGAAAGUAACUCCUAUAAACCUGUCUGAAAAUCUCAACCUUGAUUUUUGUGCCUCAGUUCCCUAUCUGUAAAAUGGAGAUAAUUCUUCCAUACCUCAGAGGGGUGCUGUUCUGGAUUACUGCAGUGAUGGAGGCCAUAAAAAGGCAUAACAAUCCCUCUGAUCUGUGCUUUUCUAGUGUGCCUACCACCGUAUCUUGGCACCAUGUGAAUCAUCCCUUCAGGGAAGAGGAACACAGCCACCUUCUCCUUUUUUCCUAAGUAGAUGCUUGCUUAAUCAUAUUUAGGUGGCUUAUUUCGUAGCGAUUGCAAUCUAGUCUGUUUCACAACUCCUUCCUUAGAAGGCUUGUAUUGCACCCUCCUAAACUAGCAGGACGUGGGCUCAGUCUCAUCUGUCAGGGUUGUAAUCACAAGUGAGGGCCCCUUCUGAGAAUGCCUUGUCCCUGUUUCUCAAAUUCUAAUCUGGACUGUGGCAGCCUCAGUGUCCCCCAUGAAUACAACUGCUGUAAUGCGGUGCAGUGCAAUGCAAUAGGGGGUGAGAGCUAGGCCAUAGUCCACUUAGGGCUCUGAAGAUAACUUUGUAGGCUUUUCUCCUAGAGGCUACAUGACCUGUGGUCAUGCUUUGCUAGUUCAGGCUGUAUAGUCAGUGGGAAUUAUUUUGUACAAUAGAAUCUUUAGGUGAAUCAUACUACAGUAAAUGAUUUCCUUGAAUACCUGAACCAAAGUUCCAAUGCAAUUACUACCUACAUUCAGAUAAAGGAAGUUUCUGAUAUUGUUGGAACUUGUAAAAAUUGCAAGAUUUUGUUUCGUGAGGUGAAACAUUUGUCUAGUUUUAACAUGGUUUGUAAAUUAAUGGCAUAUUUAACUGUACAUUUAACUGCAGAAAAUAUGAAAACACAGGAAUAAAAAGGGUAUAUCUAGAUAAUCAUGUAUAAUAACCCUGCUAUUAAAUCAGUGAAGAAAAUACUUUACUCUUUUUUUGCUUUCAGUACAAUUUGAGGGAGUGCCAUAAAUCAGUAAGAAUAUUAGCCAAUUGGGGGACCAGAUUAAUUUUUUGCAAUAUUGUGUGUAAUAUGUUGGUUUCAGAUAUUUACAUAGAAUAAAAGAAAGCUGGGGCUCUGUAAUUAGUGUAUGAUUCAGACAUUAGCUACUGCAGCUUUUUUAAAUUGUCAGAGUUCCAGUCUCUGUAGUGUACAUUACACUGACGCAAAACUGAGGAAUCCUAUCCCCCCAAAAAUACUGGGUAUUACUAAAAAUAAGCAUGCACAAAGAAACCAAGCACUUCUUUCAGCUACCCCUUCCGUGGGUUUUUGCACUGAGAGAGUCCAUCAAAUAACUUGGUGCUGCUCGAAGAUCUUGUGAAAACCUUCCCUUAUGGACCAAAUGAUGACUAGUGGUGUCCUUAUUUCAGUCAAUGAAACAUUCAGGUGUCUUAUGCAGUUAGCUGAAAUAGCUAAACACUGAUGAAUUAUAUUCAGAGAUAGUUCAAUAUAUUAGGAGUGCAAGGCUCUUGUGAAAAUGACUUUAGUAACUUCAGGUCAACACUAAGAGUUGCUGGUCAGAAAAGGUCCCAUCCUUCAGUAAUGUCCUAACCCACCUCUUUGUCUUCAAUGUAGCAGUAGAAUUUUCUGCUAUAAAGCUGUUUUGUAUUGCCCUUAACCAUGUUAUAAGAUGAAAGUUUAAAAAAACAAACAAACAAAAAAAACUAGGUUAACUUGGUGCUGGUAAGAGCAGUUUAAGGUAAAUGAUUAAUUGUGAUCUUAUUUACACACAAAUAUUUAUAUGUAAAUAUUUAAGAGCAGCUGUAUGGGUGGCACAUAAAAACCUCCCCCAUUCUAUGUUUUUUCACAUGUUGAUACAUUUUGGAUGAAUUUGUGUGUUCAGUGUUUUUACCUCUCAAAGGAUAAAAUUUGAUGCUUAUGGAAUCUGGCACUUAAAACUGUAGAGUGUGAAUUGCUGUAAAAUGUUUUGUGGUUCUUAUUUCUACUGCAUUACUCUGUACCACUCGGUAUGUAACUUAGUAUGACUGUUUUGUCUGCCCUUAGCGGCGGAUUCCCCUCUGCUACUCUGUACAUUGUACAUACCAUCAUUGGUGGUGUGCUAGUGGUCCAUAUCAGGUGAGAGACUAAGGAAAGGGAGAAAUUGCUCUGGUGGCUUUUGAGUGUUGGGGAAUGUGGGGAUUUAUCUGCUAUCUAAUUGGGUAGGUUAGAUGGACUUUUUAGGCCUGCUGUGGAGUUCCUUACUUGAAUACCCAGUGGUGGUGGUUGUAGCCCUCUGGGCACCUUGAGGUUACCAAGAAGGUUGAAUAGUAUUGCUGCACGCUGGGGAUAUAGUAGACUGUACAGUGGUUAUAAGGACUUGGAGCACUAGAAUCUUGUAGAGUUUGGCAAGUGGAGGUGUGUGGUGGUGUUAGUCUUGAUUGAGAAGUUUCUUGCUAGGUGAAGCCACAACUAAAAUUCUUAGUAUGAUCCUGCCGUGUUCUGUGAAAUGCCCAGGAAUGCAGAGUGAUGGAGAAAUGGUGACCAGACUCUUCCUAUUGUUUGGUAUAAAGUCAGUUUCAGUUGUGCACCAUCAUAUCCAGAUGUGCUGCAAAAGCUCAUUUUCUUGUGAGCUUUUAGGGCGAUUGGGGUCUAAUGGGUAGAGGGGUGGGUAGGUCUUGUGAUAUAGUUGUGUUGGGAAGUUCACCUUUUUUCUUUUGUGGGAGUGUCUAUGAACUGGUACUUUGUGUAACUGGAAAUAUACUGCUGAAAUAUAGAGAUAUACUGCUGAAACUGUGGGAGGUGUCUGCAACUGUAUGUCCCAGAUAAAGAGGUAGAAAAAACAAUUUGGAUCAAGUCCUCAUUAGGUCUUCUUAAACUCUAACUGGUCAUUUGUUUUUAUAAGUUGAGUUUUUCUUUCCUAAUAGUUUAGGCCCUACAUUUAGAUUUUUAUGGUCUUGUUCUGUAGUUCUCAUAUAAACUAUAUCCCAAAAAGGUUUUGAGAAUUACUUAGUGAAGCAGAGGGAGUGGGGAGAGAAGUAAGAGUUGGUGACAAGGGAGAAAAGCUGCUUCACUGAAGUGUGAAGCAAGAUGGCAAGUCAGUCAUAGUUUUUUUUUUUUUAAAGGGUUUUUCAAAAAUCAACUCGAAUAUAAAUGUUUGGGUUUUUUUUUAAACUUCAGUUUUGGAAGAGAAGUUGGAAACUCAAG
Dermochelys coriacea (leatherback sea turtle) is the source of this 6579-nucleotide messenger RNA. It is a transcript of the gene SLC35E1, whose product is annotated as solute carrier family 35 member E1. Gene Ontology annotation, molecular function: antiporter activity. The transcript has 6 exons. Lineage: Eukaryota; Metazoa; Chordata; Testudines; Dermochelyidae. The coding region runs from base 100 to 1305 and encodes 401 amino acids. Gene Ontology annotation, cellular component: Golgi apparatus. The record is from RefSeq and is a predicted model, not a curated record.